Molecule: messenger RNA, 3306 nt
Organism: Cicer arietinum (chickpea)
Lineage: Eukaryota; Viridiplantae; Streptophyta; Magnoliopsida; Fabales; Fabaceae
Product: protein NLP5
Molecular function (GO): protein binding; DNA-binding transcription factor activity
Source: RefSeq, a predicted model, not a curated record
UUAGUUUAGUUUAAGAAAAUAGUAAAUUACAUUGUUGAGAGUGUGUCGAGUUUAGGUUAUAUCUUAGGUCAGCUUUUGGUUUGACUUUAAGGCAAGUUUUGUGUCGUCAUCAGUAUCUUUUUCUCUCAUUGUUUGGAAUCAUCACCCUUCUCUGCUUCCUUCUUACUUCUUCCUUCUCUUGCUCUUCAGCUACCAUUAUCAAGAGGACAUUAAUUUGGAAAUUGAAGACACAAAAAAUCUCAUAUCUUUUGACAACAAGACAAGGUAUUUCAGAUCUGUUUGGUAGUUGAAACAUCUAUACAAGUGUUGUUUUGGUUUUUGGGGAGAAAGAAGUAGAAACACACCCAUCAUGGAAGAUGGUGCUUUGACAUCAUCUACAACCAUGAUGGAAGCUCCACAACCUGAUGAAAAUUCAAUGGAUUUUGAUUACGUGAGUGAACUUUUGUUAGAUGGUUGUUGGUUAGAAGCAUCUGCUGAUGGAUCUGAUUUCUUGCUACAAAGUUCACCUUUUUCCAAUCCCCUUUUUGACCCUUCAUUCACUUGGCCUUCCUUGGACAACAUUGACCCUCCCGAUAACGUGGAUCGACAUAAAUCGCAAGAUGCUUCUCUUGGCACCGAACAAGAAAGCCGAAGUAUAGUUAAUGUCGAUGGUGGUAGCAACCAGAAGGAGUAUCGAUUUGAGACUUAUUCAGGUGAAGGGUUUUUUAGUAGGUGGUGGAUUGGACCAACACCGAAUUCGGGACCUGGUGGAUCUUUCAUAGUGGAGAAGCUGAUAAGGGCUCUUAAGUGGAUCAAAGAUUUCGAUAGAAACAAAGAUAUGCUUAUACAAAUUUGGGUGCCGGUUAAUAGAGGGGAUGAUAGGCCAUUUCUGACAGCUAAUGAUCUUCCUUUUUCACUCGAAACAAGGUCUUUAAACCUUGCAAGGUACCGAGAAAUCUCUGUGAGAUAUCAGUUUUCUGCGGAGGAGGAGGACUCGAAGGAUUUGGUGGCGGGUUUGCCUGGUCGAGUAUACAGGGAUAAAGUUCCUGAGUGGACACCUGAUGUUCGAUUCUUCAGGAGUGAUGAGUAUCCACGAGUUGAUCAUGCUCAAGAAUGUGAUAUUCAUGGAACAUUAGCAGUACCGGUGUUUGAACAAGGGAGCAGGACAUGUUUGGGUGUUAUUGAGGUUGUGAUGACUACACAGCAAAGCAACUAUAGCGCCGAACUUGAGACUGUUUGCAAAGCACUUGAGGUUGUUGAUCUCAGAAGCUCUAGACAUUCAAGUCUUCAGAAUGUGAAGGCACGCGACAGAUCCUAUGAAACCGCACUACCUGAGAUUCAAGAGGUUUUGAGAUCUGCAUGUGAAAUGCACAAAUUACCUUUGGCUCAGACUUGGAUCCCAUGCAUCCAACAAGGAAAAGACGGGUGUCGGCACUCGGAUGAUAACUAUGUACACUGUAUAUCUCCGGUGGAGUAUGCUUGCUAUAUCGGUGAUUCCUCGGUAAGGUUUUUUCACGAGGCUUGCAUGGAGCAUCACUUGUUAAAAGGUCAAGGUGUUGCUGGGGGUGCUUUUAUGACAAACCAACCAUGCUUCUCGGCUGAUAUAACUUCUUUAAGCAAGAUCGAUUAUCCACUGUCUCAUCAUGCCAGGUUGUUCGGAUUGCGGGCUGCAGUUGCCAUACGACUCCGAAGCAUAUAUAGUACUUCAGAUGACUAUGUUCUUGAGUUCUUCUUGCCUGUGGAUUGUAAUGACAGCGGGGAACAGAAAAAGAUGCUCACUUCAUUGUCCAUGAUUAUUCAAAGGGUUUGCCGCAACUUGCGGGUUAUAACAAAUAAGGAAUUGGAGAAAAAUAACUUAUCAGCAAAUGAAGUGAUGGACCUUGCUGAUAGUGGUUUUGCUAGCGGUGCAACUUGGUCGGAACUCCAACACAGGAGGAUGGCUGCCUCAUUGGAUGGUGAUUUUUUUUUUAAUGAAACAAUGGGUGGAAAAUUCUCAGAACAGACGCAGCAACAAGAAAAUCUUAUUUUAAAAGGAGAUACUGAGUCUGGUAGAGAAUGUUCCCUUUCUGUUGAGGGUAACUUGUUGUCAAGUGUGGGAAUAAGAGAGAAAAGACGUCCCAAGGCAGAUAAAACUAUCACUCUUCAAGUUCUUAGGCAAUAUUUUGCCGGAAGUCUAAAAGAUGCUGCGAAGAAUAUUGGUGUCUGUACUACAACUCUGAAAAGGAUCUGCCGGCAACACGGGAUAAAGCGUUGGCCUUCCCGGAAGAUAAAAAAGGUCGGCCAUUCCUUGCAGAAACUUCAACUUGUCAUCGACUCGGUUCAGGGUGCCUCGAGUACAUUUCAAAUUGAUUCCUUCUAUUCAAAAUUAUCCGAUCUAGCAUCACCAAAUUUAUCAGGAACCAGCCUGAUCUCAACUCUGAAUCAAAUCGAUAAUCAAGUCUCAUUAAACACACAGCCGGAUCCCGACUCGUUGAGUCCAGAAGAUGCAUCAAAAUCACCCUCCACUUCGUGCAGUCAAAGUUCAUUUUCAAGCCAUUCCUGUUCAAGCAUGUCAGAGCAACAACACCACACAAACAAUUUUGCUAGUAACAAAGACCCAUUGGUUGGCGAAGAUUCUGUUGAUGUUGUGUUGAAGAGAAUCAGAAGUGAAGCAGAACUUAAAAGCCUGAUUCAAGAUAAUAAUAAGGCGAACGUCAUGCCAAGAUCACAAAGCCAUGAAACACUUGGUGAACACCCGAUAACCGAGUAUCACCAAUCUUUAUUGAAAACCGAUCGCAAAGCGUCUCAAAAGGAGGAUGCUCAUAGAGUAAAAGUUACGUAUGGAGAUGAGAAAAGCCGGUUUAGGAUGCCAAAGACAUGGUGUUAUGAAGAUGUUGUGCAGGAAAUUGGCAGGAGAUUUAAUGUAAGUGACAUGAGCAAAUUCGAUAUCAAAUAUUUGGACGAUGAUUGUGAAUGGGUAUUACUAACUUGUGAUGCAGAUUUAGAGGAGUGCAUUGAUGUUUGUCAAUCUUCUGAGAUUAGUACCAUCAAACUCUGUCUACAACCCUCCAGUAAUUUUAUCAGGAGUUCUUUAGAAUUUAGAUAGAAAAAAAAAAUGCCUUUUGUGAUUGUAAAUUACAAGAUCCUGUGUCAUGUAUGUGAAUAAGUCUUAGAAGUUUGUAGUUUUAAGCCAAGAUUUUUUUAUCCUAAGGAAAUUGUAUUAUUUUGUUAGACUAUAAGGAUACACUUUUGUUUGUCCUUACAUAAACCAGAAGCAAUAAGCAGGUUCAACUUUUGUUUGUUUAGUAUGAUGAUUAAUACAAAUUGUAAAAUUUACGCCUCCGUCUU